GUUCUACUUAUGUUACACCAAUUUUAUGCACCUUUAGGUCAUUAUCGCGCAAAUGUCUGGGGCGCUGUGUUUGGUUGAUUGGAAAGUGUGAAGGAGUAGACGAUGCAUAUAACCGUGUAUUAACAACAUAUUAUAAUAAACUUACUUCAGAACUGUAAAAAGUUUUGUUGUCUAAAUUUGUGUUUCAGAUGAAACUUUGUGAGAAGCUGUGCUUUGUUGGAGCAACGUCUGUUCUUCUAACUACAACGUGUUUUGCUAUUAUCAGACCGGCACUUGUGUUAUACAGCUUCUCUUUUCUUUUCAUCCUUUUAUAUCUCCUGAGAGUCUACAAUUACUGGUACUUCUCGUUUGACUAUUGUGGGUGACAAAUUUAGGAAAAAUAAAUACUUAUUGUUCAUGUUGGACCCAUGCUACUUUAUCAACUUUUCAUCAUUGAUCUUCAUCUGGUUGCUGCCGCAUUCUCACGCCAUGCAGUUGUUCCACUUUGGUCUUGCCAAUUCGCUAGCCUUCGGUGGGGCGUUUCUGUUCCGUAACACUCUUGCUCUGCACGACAUCCAAAGACUUACUUCCUGUUUUAUACACGUCUUGCCUGCUCUUUUCUCAUUCUUAAUUCGAUGGCAUCCUUCGGAAACAUCAGUUUGGUGGUAUACCAAAUUAUAUGAUUCUCAUGCUUCUCUCGAAUUGUUGUCCUGGAAUAAAAAUAUUGACUGGUUGUGGCUUGUUGCAGCUCCUACUUUAUUCCAUUUCGUACGUGAGAUACUAUAUUAUACUAUAAUUUAUGGAAUUGUGAAACCCAGUGAUGAAUAUUUAGAUAGUUACCGAUAUUUACAUAAAAAGAAAAUUCUAUGGCGUUUCUUCUGGAAAUAUAUUGAUGAUCGAUGGCGUUUGAUCAGUUGGAUAGCUUGUAGUAUCAUACUGUCUACAAUUCUCUUAUUAGUUGCUGUCGUUGCGUGGUGCAAUUAUCUAUUCCAUGCAUCUAUGUUAAUUAUUCAAACAUUAACGCUAAUAUGGAAUGGUGCAUGUUUUUAUUUAGAUUAUUACCCCAUUGAAUAUACACGUAAUUUACGAAUAGAACCAGAACAAGGUAUGAUUACUGUAACUAAAAAUGAAAAUCACAUUGAUAAGAAUAAUGAUAGAGAAAUAGCUAAUGAACGUAUAAUAAACGAUGAUGUUUAUAACAAUAUAGCUGCCAGUGUAUUUUCAUGUUAUCCAACACCAGAUGAAUCAAACUCGAGGAUUUAUGAGGAUGGGCAUAUGACAGUUGAUGAGCAAAAGGUAUUGAAAGAUGAAUGUAAUACUUCUCAUUAAAAGAUAACCAUGCUUUCUGUGUGAUAUAUAUAUUCACAUGAUCAUUGAUCACAAAAGUAUAUUCAAAUCAUUUCUUGCACAAUCAAACUGAAAAGCUAAUUUAAUUUCUUAUUACAUUACUGUUUCACCGGUCUUUUUAUGCAUAAAAGCAAUCAGGACUUUUUAUCAUUACGAUCAUCAACGCUAAUGUAUUUUUAUACGGUCUUAUUUGAACGGACAGUUAUAAUCAACAAUUUGAUGAAAGAAUAUUUAUAUGAAAUUUUCAUUAACCCAACUCUGUAUAAUUCCGUACAUUUAUCAUCCGGUAUCAAAUCAUGUAUAGAUUUUUCAUUAUUUUAAACUGUUAAGUUAGUGAAAAACGAUAUAAUCUCGUUGAUUUCUUAUUUCAUCAUCAUCAUUUCCUUCAUUAUUAACAUUAGUUCAUUUCACUCUAUAAUUUUAAUUUUGAUUGUAUAAUAAAUAUUUUGUGAAUUUAUUUCUCAGUAAUCAUGCAUUCUGUGUACUUCAUAUAUUUGAAGCAAUUAGUUCCUUUUACAAAUCUCAAUAGAGUAACAUUUUUCUUUCCAAAAAAAUUCCUCUUAUUGUACUUCAUAUGUAUUAAAUUUUAUUCUUAAAAAAAAGAAAUCAACUGUAAAAAAGAUUGUUUUAUUUAUUUAUUUAUUUUUAGAUAGAUAUUUCCAGUUAUCAUGAAUGUAUUGUUUAUUUUAAUGUAUUUUGUAAUGAAGUAGUAAUUUAUGAAUUUUAACACUUUGUUUCUGUGUAUUGUAUUCCAUAUUUAUAAGGUAAGUUAAUUAAUUCGCAUUUUACAUUUUAAGUGGAUUGUACAAACAUGUAAUCAUCACACUAACCAAAUAUACAUGUACGGAAUAAAAAGUAUUUGCUCGUG
Messenger RNA from Schistosoma spindalis, 2194 nucleotides. The record is from the annotation of a GenBank genome assembly. NCBI's taxonomy places the organism in Eukaryota, Metazoa, Platyhelminthes, Trematoda, Strigeidida, Schistosomatidae.